GGUGACAUCAGCGCCAUGUCGGACAGCGCUGCGCCGGAGAACGGCCCGGCGCCGACGGCGGCGCGCGCCGUCUACGGCUUCCUGCUGCUGGUGGCGAGUGCGCUGGCGGCCGCCUUGUACCUGGCAUGGGCGCUGCUACCACCUGCCUGGCCGCGCGCCCUCGGCCUCGACUACUGGCCGCAGCGGCUGUGGGCGCUGACGGUGCCGACGGCGCUGCUGUCCGCCCUGCUCCUCUUCGUGCUUGUCAUCUACCCGCUGCUGGGCUUGCUGGACGUGCCGGGCUUGGACGACCCGCGCGUGCACACGGACGAGCACAGCCUGCCGCGGCGUGCGGCGCCGGCCGGCGGCGGCAUCGCGCCCGUCUACGACGUCCCGCUGAGCGAGGUGUGUCGCCGGCUCUACAUGGACGGCGGCCGGCGCGGCGGCGCCGGCGACGGUGACGGGCGUGCCACGACCGGCCGGUGACGGUGAUGGAGACGGUGACGGGCGUGCCACGGCCGGCCGGUGACGGUGAUGGUGACGCCGGGCAUGCGCAGGACGCGGGUCGCCGUUAAUCCUCCCCU
This is a messenger RNA of Pollicipes pollicipes, 563 nucleotides long. RefSeq names its product phosphatidylinositol glycan anchor biosynthesis class P (gene PIG-P). NCBI's taxonomy places the organism in Eukaryota, Metazoa, Arthropoda, Thecostraca, Pollicipedomorpha, Pollicipedidae. The transcript has a single exon. The coding region runs from base 16 to 465 and encodes 149 amino acids. Gene Ontology annotation, cellular component: endoplasmic reticulum. The record is from RefSeq and is a predicted model, not a curated record. Gene Ontology annotation, biological process: GPI anchor biosynthetic process.